Molecule: messenger RNA, 198 nt
Organism: Didymella exigua CBS 183.55
Lineage: Eukaryota; Fungi; Ascomycota; Dothideomycetes; Pleosporales; Didymellaceae
Exons: 1
Source: RefSeq, a predicted model, not a curated record
CACAACGCUGCCAAACCUAUACAGUUAUCCCAAACAGGCAAGAAGAGAGCCUCAUUACUAUCUACACAAAAGAGCAAGCGUCAAAAACGUGUGGUGGAUGCCGUGGGUGGUGCUCAAGCCCAGGAGGCCUCCUCAAGCCAACCACCCGUCACGACGUCACGCGGCCGCAGCGUCAGACUGCCAAGUAAAUUUAAAUAG